Molecule: messenger RNA, 2178 nt
Organism: Jaculus jaculus (lesser Egyptian jerboa)
Lineage: Eukaryota; Metazoa; Chordata; Mammalia; Rodentia; Dipodidae
Gene: Vstm4
Product: V-set and transmembrane domain containing 4
Exons: 8
Coding region: 1-963 (320 amino acids)
Source: RefSeq, a predicted model, not a curated record
AUGCGGCUCCGGCUCGUGGCGCUGGCGGCGGCCGUGCUGCUGGCGCGGGCUCCGGCCCCGGAGGUCUGUGGGGCUCUCAAUGUCACCGUGUCCCCUGGACCCAUGGUUGACUACCUGGAGGGGGAAAAUGCUACUCUCCUCUGUCACGUCUCCCAGAAGAGGCGCAAAGACAGCUUGCUGGCGGUGCGUUGGUUCCUCGCCCGUGCUGGCUCCCACGAGGCCUUGAUAGUGAAGAUGACCAAGCUCCGGGUCAUUCAGUACUACGGGAACUUCAGCAGUCUUGCUAACCGGAAGAGGAUGCUCCUGUUUGAGGAGAGGCGAGGGCUGCUCUACAGCCUUUCUAUCCUGACCCUCAAGCCAGCGGAUCAAGGGCAAUACAUUUGCAAAGUACAGGAAAUCAGCAAGCACAGAAACAAGUGGACGGCCUGGUCUAACGGCUCCUCGGCAACAGAAAUGAAAGUGAUUUCCCUCGAGGCUUCUGAGGAUUCAUCAUUUGACAAAAAGAAAGAGACCUGGGCGUUUUUUGACGAUCUCUACCUGUACGCCGUCCUCGUGUGCUGCGUGGGCAUCCUCAGUGUCCUGCUCUUCACGCUGGUCAUCGCCUGGCAGUCUGUGUUUCACAAGAGGAAAUCCAGAGUGAGACAUUAUUUGGUGAAAUGCCCUCAGAACAGCUCGGGGGAGACUGUCACCAGUGUGACCAGCUUGGCUCCGCUGCAGCCACACAAGGGCAAGAGGCGGAAGGAGAAAGCAGAUAUUCCUCCUGCGGUCCCGGCCAAAGCUCCCAUAGCCGCCACAUUCCACAAACCCAAGCUGCUGAAGCCACAGAGGAAAGUCACCCUGCCAAAGAUUGCUGAGGAGAACUUGACAUAUGCUGAGCUGGAGCUGAUCAAACCGCACCAGGCUACCAAGGACGUCCCCGCCAGCACGGUGUAUGCGCAGAUCCUCUUUGAGGACAGGCUGUAGCUCUGCCUCCUCGUCUCUGGUUCUGUUGCCUCUGCCACCCUUAUGUAUGGUACUCAGAAACAAAAGCCCUAUUUUUGUACUUUAACGUGUGCCUUAGGUGUGGUGGGAGAGCCCUCCACCACAGUAUUCCAGUGUCUUCCAAGUGGUAUGGGACUGCUUUCCCCAAGUAAGAGGGGUCAUAGCCCUUGGGCAUGCCUCUGGGGGCAAUCAGUCCCUGGCCUGACCCUGAGGUAUGAGAACUGAGCCCCAAGGGCACCUGAGGACAUUGUGUGCUGAGCCAACCCCCUCACCUCUCCUCUUCCCUUGAGUUUUAGUUAAUUUGUUAAAAUAUUUUUUAAAAAACCUUAAUCUUAGUCUUCCACCCUUCCUGUGUGUGUAUGAUGCCAAGCCCCCAGUUUACAGCCACAGGAAAUGCCAACAGAGGAUACAGGAUAAGGCCAGAGGGCACGUGUAGUCUCACAGGUUCUCUGAUGCUCAGAUGGCAUUGCUAGGCACCUGGAGCAUUGCCAAGUGCUGGCUGGCAAUGAUGGCAUGCAGCUGUCAUGGUGGCAUCCAUUGUUUUAAAUAGAUGCCCUGAUGCUGGCUCUGGAAGGGCAGAGGGGCCGAUGAAGGGAAGUCUGAGGUCUGUCUCUGAAAACCGGGACCUCUUUUUAUGCCAUGAUUGCCUGAGGCUUCAGGUCCAGGAUACCAUUCUAGAGUGUUCCCUGCCCCCGCCUUCAGCAGAGUGGACCCAGAGACACUACAAAGCAAACUGUUUACCUUCAUCCAAAGACACAAGUGUGCCACCAAUGGGCACUCUGGACAAGGGAGCCUCUCCAAAGUGUGCCAAGCUUGAUCGCUUCGUGCUCAAUGCCCAUGGUUAGAAAGGUUUUUGUCUGAGUUCCCCCUCCAAGGGUGGAGGAGAAAAACACGUAGUGAAGACCCUCCUCUGGCCACAUGCCUUGCCCAUGUCAACCUUGGAUGUGAAAUCUCACGGGGUUAGGUGGGAGUCAGGGUUACAUGUGAUAGACUCCGUGAGGCAAGUUUCUCUGGGGACCUGCGCAAUGUCCAGGAAUCUUGGAUUUUGCUAGAAAGAGAUCUGUUCUGAUAGCCAUCCUGCCUCUGUUGUGCAUGUUUCACGAGGAGAGUGUACUCGGGCAGCCAUUUACUGCAUCCCAUAGAAAUUAACCAUGUAAUUUACCAUGUAUAUACGAUAAAUUAUCUAUUUUAAACAAA